UUUUGCAGAAGGAUAAUAGAAUUUAUAGGAUAUUUUCCAUAUUAUAAAAUAUAGAAUAAUUAUACUAAAUAUGUUACUAAGUUAUAUUAAUUUACUGGGAAUUUUGACUAUUGUAAUAAAUGUGAAGGCAGUUAACGUAACGUCUGUUCAAAACAACUCAACACCACCGAAUGAAAACAAUAUGACAAUUCAACAAAAACAAUGGCUUUUUAGAGAUUAUAUAAAAAAAUUCAGCCCAGUCGUAGUGUGGAAGAGAAUUGAUGAGGAGAACAAAGCGUUAGGUGUUAAUAAAACUGUAAAAGAUGAGUUAGAAAAUGUACUGAAGGGUAUAGAUGAAACCGAUGAGUUGUUGUCCCUAAAAGUAGAAGACGGUGACGCAAAAAUUAUACUAGAAAGAGACGGAAGGAAAAGAUGGGUGCCGCCGGGGAAAUACGAUGAGAAUAGAUCACAGCGGGAUCCUUUUUAUCUAAGGAAAAGAUUUUUUGAACUGAUGAAACAAGCCAUCUAUCAGGCGAGAAACAAAAUGGUGUUAAUGCAAAUGUUCAGGAAGAAAUAUUCCAGUUCCCCGUUGUACAAGAUGGGCUUUUUGUUCAGCAAAACGGAUACACGUUGCAAGAUAUUUUCAAAAUUUGCAUUCCGAUCUUAUAAAGCGUGUAGCACGUUAAGGCAAGGGAAACAUUAUAGGCAUGAUAUAUACGGUGCUCUACAAACUGAAGAGAGAUUAGUUCAAAUAUGGUUCGAAAUAGAGUUGCUUACCGAUUUAAUUGUACAAAACGACGUGAACUGCAAAGCAGUGAUAAAGAAGUAUCAACAUGACAGAAUAAAGCAUUGGAAAUUCAUUGAUUGAAAUUAACUUUUUUUCAUACAACACCUGAGUGAAAACUUGAAAAUAUUCUAUAUCCAAUUCUUUUUUUAAAAAAAUAUACAUAUA
Molecule: messenger RNA, 931 nt
Organism: Galleria mellonella (greater wax moth)
Lineage: Eukaryota; Metazoa; Arthropoda; Insecta; Lepidoptera; Pyralidae
Exons: 2
Coding region: 71-847 (258 amino acids)
Source: RefSeq, a predicted model, not a curated record